ACACACUACCGCAUAUAUUCAUUCAUUAUAUAUAUAAAAAAAAAUUUAAUCUUUUUUCAACCAUCUCCGUUCUAUACUUACAUUCAACAAAAACAAAAAGCCCACAUCAAGAUUAUUAUAAUUACAUCUUUAUCAAUCAAUAUUCUUACAUAUAAUUCAAGAAAAAUCGUAAUUUGAGGGCACUUUUUUUAGGAGGAUGAACAUGCCCUCAGUUCUUAUUGUUCCUCCUUUCAGAUCUUAAUAUAAAAAUAAAAUAAAAAUAAAAAUUUAAAUCGAGAUUUAUCAUCUGGGAGGACUAUCAAUUGUUUGAGAUCAGAUGUUUUCUUGAUUGAAUCAGAUUAUACAGUUUCUUAUAUAUAUAGGCUUAUUGAUAUUUGUGUAACAUAAAACUAAGAAAAUGCAAUCUGAUCUUGGCAAGUUAUUCAUUGGUGGGAUAUCGUGGGAUACGAAUGAAGAACGUUUACAUGAGUAUUUUAGUAUUUUUGGUGAGGUUUUGGAAGCUGUGAUCAUGAAAGAUCACACCACGGGCCGUGCUCGUGGUUUUGGUUUUAUUGUCUUUGCUGAUCCUGCUGUUGCUGAGAGAGUCAUUAAGGAGAAGCAUAAUAUCGAUGGCAGAAUGGUUGAGGCUAAGAAAGCUGUUCCCAGGGAUGAUCAGAGUACAAUUAGUAGAAACAGCAGUAGCAUUCAGGGGUCUCCUGGUCCAAUUAGAACAAGAAAGAUUUUUGUAGGAGGUUUAGCAUCAACUGUCACAGAGGGUGAUUUUAAAACGUACUUUGAACAAUUCGGUACGAUUACAGAUGUUGUUGUUAUGUAUGAUCAUAACACACAAAGGCCUAGAGGUUUUGGAUUCAUUACUUAUGAUUCAGAGGAUGCAGUAGACAAAGUACUUUUGAAAACGUUUCACGAACUAAAUGGUAAGAUGGUUGAAGUGAAACGUGCGGUCCCAAAAGAGCUUUCACCUAGUCCUAAUCGAACAAUGCUUGGUGCUUAUCCUUAUGGUCUGGGUCGAACUGCUAGUUUUCUUAAUGGCUACACUCAGGGGGCUUACUCUCCAGGUGCGGUUGGUGGUUAUGGUGUUAGCCCUGUUAGGAUGGCUGGUAGAAGUGGGUACGGUCCAUUUGGUUCUGGAUAUGGAAUGGGGUUAAACUUUGAGCCCAGUAUGACAAGCCCGAACUAUAAUAGGAGUCUGAGCUACGGUAGGGGAAUGAGUCCAAAUCCUUAUUAUGUUGGUGACUCAAAUCGGUUUGCAGGUCCUGUUGGUUUUGAUAUUGGGAAUGUAGGGAAUUUAGGGAAUGGUGGAAAUGGCGGGAGUGCUUCUUUUUUCAGUACGACUCCCCGGAAUUUGUGGGGUAAUGGUGGGUUAAACUAUGGAUCAAAUUCAAGUGGGUCAAAUGCUAUCGGAAGUGGGAUAUUUGGGAAUACUGGGCUCAAUUGGGGAUCUAACCCUAUUACAAAUCAAGCUGUUGGUACUUCUACUCAAAGUGGGAAUCUUGGUUAUGGAGGCGGUGAUAACACCUAUGGGUUAGGAGGUGGUGCAUAUGGUAGAAAUGUUACCUCUAGUGGAGUCCCAACAUCAUCAUAUGCCGGUACUAAUGGUGGAUAUGAAGGUCCUUUUUCAGAGUUUUAUGGUGGUGGCAGUGGUGGCUCGGUGUAUGGUGGAGAUCCAACUUGGCGGGCAGCGAAUAGUGAGCAAGAGGGAUCUGGUUCCUUUGCUGGUUAUGGGAUAGGCAGUGGCAGUGAUGGUUCCGAUGCCCAGAAUAAAAGUUCUCCUGGUUAUGUUGGUAGUUACAGUGUUGCAAAACGACACCCCAACAGAGGAAUUGCUGGCUAGUUUGGAGUUGAAAUUGCUAUAGUAGAUGAAGUGUGGUGUUUCAGCUGAAACAUUAAUUAGUUGAGAAAACUUUUAGAAAAAAAAAAAUGUUGGGAUCUUUUCCAGAGCGAAGUAGAGAUAGAAGGCAAUAUAAGUGAGUUUUUUUUUGCUGUUUUUUUAUGGAUUGAAUUUGAGUUACAUUUUUGUUCUUUUUGAGUGAGAUGUAAAAUCAGUUUGCGGCUUAUAGUCAACAUAUGUAGCGGCUUGCAUCUCUGGUGAGACGGGCAAAUGCAUAAAAAGGAUAGAGGAUGAUGAUUUUCAUUGUAAGGUUUAGUUUUUCAUGAGUUGUUUCCUUUUAGAAAGAAAAAAAAAAAACUAGUAGCAAAUCGUUUCCGUCUUCAUAUUCAGUUUUCGUUUUAGCAUUCUAUUGGGGAUUUGUUACUUUUGUUAGCUUUAAAUAGUGUGGAACAUUUUAGGGAUACCCCUCUUAGGGUUAUUAUAAUAAGUUACUUGAAGUCUUGAACUA
Molecule: messenger RNA, 2336 nt
Organism: Erigeron canadensis
Lineage: Eukaryota; Viridiplantae; Streptophyta; Magnoliopsida; Asterales; Asteraceae
Product: heterogeneous nuclear ribonucleoprotein 1-like
Exons: 5
Coding region: 398-1831 (477 amino acids)
Molecular function (GO): RNA binding
Source: RefSeq, a predicted model, not a curated record